ACCAAAAAGUGAGACGAGUCAGCACCAAUACAAUUUCGGAAGUUUAUUAAAUUAGAGCAAUUAAAAAGAAAUAAGGGUGCGGUUAAUCUUUUAAAAUAGAAAUGUCGACAUCGUUUCGUCCCGGGAUGGAGAAACCGGACCCAAGGAAGAAGGAUAAGGUUCGACGAUUCAGAGUAUCCGGGCUUAUCUUUGAAGAUUUCACGUCCGAUUAUAUGAGCGUUAUUGGAAUGUUGUUUAGCAUGUUUGGAUUAAUGAUGAGAAUGAAGUGGUGCGCUUGGAUUGCAAUUUAUUGUUCCUGUAUUGGGUUUGCCUCGUCAAGAUUGCAAGAUGAUGCGAAGCAGAUUUUUAGCAGUUUCAUGUUAAGUAUUUCUGCCGUUGUGAUGUCCUAUCUUCAAAAUCCAAGCCCGAUGACGCUACCGUUUUCAUAAAUUGAUGAUAAUAAUACGCCUAUUCCAUAUUUAUACAGCGAAAUGAAAUAAGAAACUUGUCAAAAAUUUUAAAUAUAUAAUAAAAUUGAUUUAUUGGAUCCUUUGUAAAAAGAAAA
This is a messenger RNA of Folsomia candida, 544 nucleotides long. RefSeq names its product protein Asterix. The transcript is spliced from 4 exons. NCBI's taxonomy places the organism in Eukaryota, Metazoa, Arthropoda, Collembola, Entomobryomorpha, Isotomidae. Gene Ontology annotation, cellular component: endoplasmic reticulum membrane. The record is from RefSeq and is a predicted model, not a curated record. The coding region runs from base 102 to 428 and encodes 108 amino acids. Gene Ontology annotation, molecular function: protein folding chaperone. Gene Ontology annotation, biological process: protein insertion into ER membrane.